AUGAAGAAAUCGAAAUCUGCAGGGAUUUUAAUGCCCCAGGAACAGAUCAUAAAAUAUAUAGAAAACUCGUAUAAUAAAAAGUUUCUAGAUUUAGAGACUAAGCAGAAGGCGACACAAGAUAUUGUUUCAAUUUCAGAAAUUAAGAACCAGAAACUCAAGCUCCGAAAGCAGCUUAAUUUAGAUAUACAAAAUGUGAUAAAUAACCGGAAAAGAAUAAGUUUAGAGCAGAAGUUAGAAAAAACGAUGCAGCUGAAAACGGAAAGAUUAGAUUAGACAAAUUUCAGCGGGCCGCAGAGGAUUAAUUCAGCCUUUACUUGCCCUUAGACGGCUUCAGGCUAAAGUUGCCCUAAGGCACCGGCGGUAAGGCCAAGGAUUCCCUAAACCCCCGUUAGUGUUCAGGGCAUAAGUUUAUUGCUUACUCCCCCCCCCCUCCGUGAGCGAACAAAACCAUUAGAAAAAAUCGCCAUUUUUUGACCAAAAACCCACCCUCCGUGAGUGAACAAAAAUUUUUUUUAAUAGAAAAAAUUUUAAUGGGAAAAAAAUUUUGAUAUAUAAGUGAUAAUUAGUAUAAUGAAAUCUAGAGCUAAUUCUGUUUAAUUUUAAACAAAUUGCGUUUUAAAACAUAAAUUUUGCAAAUUAAAUUAAUAUUUGCUUCCCAAUUUUUGCAAAUUAGGAUUUUUUUUAAAUUUCGAAAAAAAUAUUUUUUAUAAAAUUUAUAUAUAAAUUUUUUUUAAAAAAAAAAAUUAACCCCCCUCCGUGAGCGAACAAAAUUUUUUUGUUCGCUCACGGAGGGGGGGGGGGGAGUUAGAGCCUCCUUCUGGGACAAAUAGCCUUAUGCAGACAAAUAUUGCUUCCCCAGAAGUAUAAGCUGUCAUGCGCCUUCAGUUUUCUCGUCUAUGAACCGAGGAAAAAAGCCUGCCAUAAGUUUUGACCAUGCAAAGAGAACUUGGACUUCCUAAAACGAUGGGAUACGCUUACCUGAACCUAUUUAGCUUGUCAUCUUUUAAAAAGUGAAAGCGGAAAGAAGAAGAGAAAUAUUAAGAGAAAUCACUCAGAAAAACAAUAAAUUUUCAUCUAUAGUUCAGUCUAGAAAAAGAAGCAUUGAAUGCGAAGAGAAUAAAAAGGUGGAAGACUUUUUUCAGUAUCGAAAGUCUACAGGAGACACGUCAAAUGCUCAAACUUCAUUGACGAGCAGAGAUGAUCCAAGCAAAAUUUUUAAAAAGAGCACUCAAAGCGAGUCACUUAUUAUGAAAAGGGAAGCGAUACAAGAAGAAAACAUUAAUAAGAUGAAAGAAGAAAGGUCAAGGCACGAAGAAAGAAGGCUAAUUCAUUUACUCUCCCUUCUAUGAGUGAGCAAAACAUUGGUAUAAACUUCUAUUUUUUAGAAAAAAUCUAUGUGAGCUGGGGAAAAAAAGUUAUUUAAUUUAAAUACUUUUAUUUAUACAUAAAUUUUUAAAAAAAAUUACUAAAAAUCUCCAGGAAGCCAAAAUUUUGAUCGGGGAUUUAGCGGAACUACUUGAAAAGCCUGGAACUACUCGAUGGAUGUCAACUGCUUCUGGAGGUAGAAUGAAAAAUUUUUAUGGAUCUCUACCUACAUCAGUUUGCAAUACCCCAAGAAAUUUACCAAUAUGAGACUGCAUUAAUGGGUAUACUGGCCCUGCUAAAACAGCGAGGACGAAUUCAACUCAGAUGAGUGAGGAUGCUAAAUGAAAAGAAGACAUUUUAAAGAGGUAUUGCUAUAAACUAAGCCCUAAUGACUCAGUACUUACAAUAGAUCAAGCUAUGCUUUAUUUACAGUUAAGAGGAAAAGGCUGCCCCAAAAAAGAAGCUAUUUCUUUCAGUUCGAGGCACAGAUGCAGAACAGACUCAACUCAAAGGUAUGAUGGUCCACUUGGAUAUAAGGUGCUUAAAAGACUAGAUAAUCGAAAUCAAGGCCCAAGCUGGCAAGGAUGGCAAUUUCAUCAAGCUGAGUACAAAAGUGAUAUGAAAUAUAAACCAUAUAAAGCUUCAAAUCCUCACGAUGAUUAUAAUUUGCUUGUGGAAGGGUAUGAGAAUUUCACUAAAAAAUAUGCGAUAGUGAAUGGAGUUAUGAUAAAAAAAGACGACUGAGAAGAAAACUGCAAUAAUUCCAUGCUUUCAUUUCCUAAAAUACAUCCAAAGACUGAAAAUUCUGUUGUUCAAUCAGCUCCAAAUUUAUCAAUAGGACAAUCAAAAGAAACAGAGUUGAACCAGCCAACAAUCCCAGAGAUCAUUGAAACAAAAGUAGAAACCCUACCGUCAGAAGAGUCCCAGCAAAGUCAAUUUAUAAGACACUCUGCUAAAUCUUAUACACAAAUAGAGCCAUCUUUUUCUGUGCAGAGACUGCUCGCACGACGAUCACAUAUGAGGCCUCCAGAAGAUAAAAUUGACUCAGUUCAAGAGAAAGGGUCUUCAAAAAUCGUUAUCAGGAGCUUAAAGCCAUUUGUUAACCCCACAAAAGUUUCUUCUUCAGCUUCUUCAGACUUUUUAUCCCCAAGAGAAGCAAAAAGCAUUGAAGAAAAGUCAAGAAGACUAAACAAAAGCAAAACCAGCUUCCUUCUCAGGCAUGAUGAGCGCACAGAGAGCCUUAAAAUACCUUCAGGAGAAAAGUCUAUAAGCCGAUAUGAUCUAUAUGAAAAGAAAAAAGAAUUCUUUUAUCAGCAAAUGAAAAAAAGAGCUGAAAUUUCAAGAUCAAAUGUCGAGCUCAUCCAAAUGGAAAUUUCCAAAAAAAUCAAAGACAUGGCAAAGGCAACAGAAGAAAAUAUAAAGAAAAGCCAGGAAAGAAAAACUUAUUUAGAAAGCCAGCUUACUGAGCAAAUUCAAAGAGAAUUUGAAGUUAAGCUGCAGAAACUUGAGCAGGCUGAAAACUAUAGGAAAUCGCUAUAUGAGGAAAUAGAAAAAAACAAAAAAAUUAAAUAUAAAAAUUAUUUGCAAAAAGUCCAAAGUAUGAAAUCCAAGAUUUCAGCAGAGAUUGAAGAUAAGCAGCAGAACGUAAAAGAGAUAAGUAUAAAUAAACAACUUAGAGCUGAAAUAAAUAAAAAAGAACUUGAACAACAAAAAGAAAAGAGGUUUGAAGAAAAAAGAAGGGAUUAUGAUUUUUCAAGGAUGUUUUCAGCAGUGAUUACAAAGUUGAUAGCGCUUCCUUUGAGUUCUAUUCAAGAAAUAAGACCUGAAGAAAAUAAAUUUUAA
Molecule: messenger RNA, 3207 nt
Organism: Blepharisma stoltei
Lineage: Eukaryota; Ciliophora; Heterotrichea; Heterotrichida; Blepharismidae
Source: the annotation of a GenBank genome assembly